Bombina bombina (fire-bellied toad) is the source of this 826-nucleotide messenger RNA. RefSeq names its product glutathione S-transferase P 1. Gene Ontology annotation, biological process: glutathione metabolic process. The coding region runs from base 111 to 749 and encodes 212 amino acids. Gene Ontology annotation, molecular function: glutathione transferase activity. The record is from RefSeq and is a predicted model, not a curated record. Gene Ontology annotation, cellular component: cytosol. Lineage: Eukaryota; Metazoa; Chordata; Amphibia; Anura; Bombinatoridae. The transcript has 7 exons.
AUACUUUUGUUUUACCCUCCCCUCGUCCUUUCUCAUUCUGACUCAGCAGAAGAUGCAACCUAUAUAAACGUGUGCCAAGGAACUGCAGCAGAGGCAUCAACACACAGAAAAUGGGUUCCUACGUUCUGAGUUAUUUUCCAGUUAGAGGGAGGGCUGAGCCCAUUCGGUUGUUACUGGCAGAUCAAGGCAUCUCUUGGAAAGAAGAUGAGGUACAGAUAGCUGAUUGGUUUUCUGGAAAAGAAGAACUUAAAAAGAAGCAGGCGGUCUUUGGACAGCUACCUAAACUUCAGGAUCAAGACUUUGCUCUAUAUCAGAGUAACAGUAUUCUGAGGUACCUUGGACGCAAGCAUGGCCUUAUUGGAAGCAAUGACCAGGAGAAUGCCCUCAUUGACAUGUCAAAUGAUGGUGUGGAGGACUUGAGAUUGAAGUUUUCCCGACUAGUCUUCUAUGAAUUUGAAACUGGUAAGGAGAAGUACCUACAGGAUUUACCCAACCAUUUGACUCCUUUUGAGAGAAUCCUUUCUCGGAAUUCCAAUGGAUCAAAAUUCCUUGUAGGAGAAAAGAUCUCAUAUGCUGACUAUAACCUUUUUGAUGUCUUGCAAUGUCACCUUGACCUAUCCUCAACCUGUCUCUCUGCCUUCCCCCUCCUUUCUGCGUAUGUUGAACGUAUUCUUUCUCGGCCUAAACUUGGUGAAUACCUGCAAUCUGAAGGGCGCAAAAAACGACCUAUCACCCCCAAACACAAGUGAACCUGAAAAUAUCAGAACCUUUCCACAUAUUUGAACAACAUUAACAUCUUAAAUAAACCAAAAUGUUUACAGUAAAA